AUUUAAGAGGGGACUCCCUGCUAAAACCACAUCAGCUGCACUCAUCUUUCUCUCUCAUACCGUCCCUUUCACACUCACCUAACCUCACACACACACACACACACACCAACAUGUGCCUUUUAGCAGCUCUCCUCCUGCUGACUCUGUAUGGUUCUUCUGUUGGUCAGUAUCUGUCCAGAUUUAACAUGGCAGAUGUCACUGGUUGGGUCCGGUUUAACACCACAGAACAGACAGCCAGUGUAAACCUCAGUGGUCCUGGCGUAAACACGUGUGUCUCCUUCAAUCUGAUGCUCACUGAGUUUCCAGUUAUGUACGGUCAGGUGUCCCAGCCCUGUGAGAAAGCCCAUACAGGGGACCACGUGUUCAAAGUGUCCGUUAACGCUUCUGUUUCUGUACUGAACAUCUCCCAUAUACUCCAGCAAAUACCUAAUCUUGAAGCACGCUCUUUGGUGGUAGAGACGUGUAAUGGCGUGAAGGCUUGUGCAGGUGUCAUAGCAGAGUCAAAUGUCAGUACUUGGCAGGCUCGGUUCUUUAGUGGUGUGGCUGGAAACGUCUACUUCCGGAAGGUAUCAGGGCAACAGAGUGCCACCCUUCUCUCUAGUCUGGUCAGUCUAAAUGAAAAUAACUCCACUUUUGCCCAAGUGAGCAUUUUUAUAUCCAACAGUUCUGCUGCUAACUGUGAGGCAUUCCUGCGCAGUCUGGACCAAAACACAAAAGAGAUGGGUCAGCUGAAGGUAGGCACUCCUCUUGAACCUGUCAAAUCCCGUUUAGAGGUCGCAAAUUUUGAUGCUGGGUUUCGCUUUGCUCUCUUCAAUCUCACCUCAGAGUAUACAUGUGCUGAAAUCCGUACCCUUGAACCAAAGGAGGUCAGCGCUCUGAUAGACAUGAGAGGGGUCAAAGGAUCCAUCACUUUUUACCAGCCAUCUCCUUUUGACCUUACAACUCUCUCUGUGAACCUCACCAACCUAAACAGAAGGGUUGGGCCAUACCAUGUUCAUCUGUUUCCCACCCCUCAGAUGAGGUCACCACCUGAAAUCACCUGCAGCAAUGAUAAUGUUGGAGGCCACUUUAAUCCCUUUAAUGUGAACACUCAGUCAUCCCUGUAUCCCCCACCCCCUAAUUCGACCCAUGACCGUUACGAAAUUGGAGACCUCAGUUCCAGACAUGGAUUGUUGAGUAAUGCAGAUAAUAUCCAAGCGAGCUUUACUGACUGGAAUCUUCCACUCUUUGGACAGAACAGCAUUGUCGGUCGUUCUGUGGUGCUGCACGAGCCUAAUGGUACAAGGUUUAUCUGCUCAAGCAUUGGCUAUCCUGGAGAAGUGAUCACAGCCAGGGCCAUCUUCCAACACCCAGUUGUUGGGACUGUUUUGUUUACCCAGUUAAAAGGAAACCCAUACGGGGACGUCUCAGUGUUCCUAGACUUGUCUUAUGGAAAACCAGACACUUCUGCAACUCAGAACCACCACUGGCACAUUCAUGAAUACCCCAUAAGCACAGAGACGGACAGUGAUAAAGGUUGCUGUGCAUCCACUGGGGGACACUGGAACCCCUACAACAUCAAUACCAGUAUAGGCAGCUAUAAAGUAAACUGUAGACCAGAAUGUCCUUUUGCUUGUGAGAUUGGAGACCUGUCCAGCAAACACAAGAUGCUGAAUUUGUCAUCAAAUGUUGGGAAACAACCUAGCAAGAUCUUCUUAACAGAUACUACAGCCUGGGUGUCUGGACUGAGCAGCAUGGUUGGUCGGUCUGUAGUGAUCCAUGGCCCUGAUGAGGCUGGUUAUCGCAUAGCUUGUGCCAACAUCACACUCCUGCGUUUCCCCUCUGCUCAGACUGGAUCCUGGCAAGGGCCAGGGUCAUCUUUGGGAAUUAUCAACUUCUACCAGCUGUCUCCACAGGGCCCAACCAACAUCAAUGUUUCUCUGACUAGUCUGGAGGCCAAAGCUGGUGGAUACCAUGUCCAUCUUCUCCCAGUAAAGAGCGGACCAGAGGCCUGCUCCAAUGAGAACAUCAUGGGCCACUUCAACCCAUAUAGUGUGAAUAUCUCAACAUCUCCAGCUCCAGGGAACGGCACGGUGGAUCAGUAUGAGAUUGGUGAUAUCAGCGGGAAGUUUGGAAGUCUAGCUGAUCAGAACCUAUUAGAAAAUGAUUACAAUGACCUUAACAUGCCAUUGAGUGGACUCAACAGUAUCGUAGGACGGUCACUGGUUAUCCACUACAAAAACGGUUCAAGAAUGCAGUGUGCUGACAUCACAGCCAUGAACUCCUCUGACAGGCACUGGAUCAUCGCCAAGGCCAUAUUUAACAACAGUGUGAAGGGCACAGUAACCCUGUCCCAACAGUGUUUUCUUGAUGGCAGCUUCAGUGACGUGACCUUGCUGGUGGACCUCAAAGCAUCUAACACUGUUAAUGUCCCAAACGUUUCUUGGUACAUAACUGAAAGUUCUGUCAAGGACAUGGUGGCUGGGUGUCCAGGACAUGGAGGAACAUAUAACCCUUUCAACAUGACCGCACAGAGCUCUAACUGUUCCCCGCUCACAUAUCUGGCUUGCGAGGUCGGAGAUCUAACCAGCAAACACGGCGCCGUCAGUUUAUCGCAGAGGCAGCUCUUCACGGAUGCACAGCUUCAGCUGGCUGGAGACUACACUGUGGUUUACAGAUCGCUAAUCCUGAGGGCAGGGAACAAGACCAUUGAUUGUGCCGACAUCGUCCCUGAGUCACCGUCUGCGCAGCAAAUCUUCCCGAACGUGUCAUCGUUCAGCAGAUUUGAUUUCCGUAAAAGGGUCGCAGGCGUUCUGGAGGUCAAUAUGUCUCGGGUGUCCAUCUUACCCGGUGCCCUCUCAACCAUGCCAGGAGGGAAGUGCCAGCAAGUCACGUUUCUAGUAUCAGGUGACGUGAGUGUAGAGAAGCUAGCUGCAGUGAAGGACAGCAGUAUGAUGGGCAUGUACAGGCAGACUGAUCGGUGUACGGCAAGUGGCGUUCCUGGUCUUCUCUCGUCUCAUGUCCACAUCUUCUUCCUGGCUGCUGUUUACCUUCUCCACUCCCUCAUUCUCAAGGGAGAUUAUUAAAUCUGAAGUUACUCCACGAGAUCAUCUGCAGCUCCACCAAGCCUGCUUAACUCUACAACACUCAAAAGAAUGAACGAGAUCUGCCGUGCCUGAGGUCGAAGAGCUCGGAUCAACUGCUGUAUAAUAAUAAUAAUAAUAAUA
Molecule: messenger RNA, 3206 nt
Organism: Clarias gariepinus (North African catfish)
Lineage: Eukaryota; Metazoa; Chordata; Actinopteri; Siluriformes; Clariidae
Gene: cusr
Product: Copper-only SOD repeat protein
Exons: 10
Coding region: 111-3065 (984 amino acids)
Biological process (GO): superoxide metabolic process
Molecular function (GO): metal ion binding
Source: RefSeq, a predicted model, not a curated record